UCAGAUAGCGAGCUCGUCGAUACUGUCGAUGGUGUCGUCUGCCUCUCGAUCAGGAUCCAGGUGUGGGCAUUUCGGCGGUGGCGACGACCGGCGACGAGGUUUCGCCGACGGUCUCAAACCUCUGUCCAGCGCUUCUGUCCUCGAUUCCGAAUCUGGCUCUUCGGGGAGCGGCGAGAGACGAAUACCCGUUCCGUCAUUCUUCGCUCCCUUCCCCUCCUUCUUCUUCUUCAUAGGGCUAAACUUCCCAAAAGCCCCACAAAGCACCGCAAGACAUCCCGCGUGUUCUUCUUCAAUCGGCGCAGGCGUCCCCGCUGCCGGUCGUGGACGCCGUGGGCUUUCUUCCACCGCAUCGCCGUCGAUUUCAACCACCGUAAUGCGCACGCCUUCCGGCUCUGCGGCCGCUGACGACUGCUGCGAUACCCGAGCUCUGCUUGUUUUACUACUUGUGGCCAUCUGCUCUACUGCAUCUUCGUACCUAGAAUCCGGGGUAGAGGAGGCAGAGGCUGGGACGAUGGGGCGGUCGGCGAAGCGGACGCUGUGGGGGGAGGAAGUAGAAGACAUGGCUGGUCCUGCUGUAGAAAACGCGUGUCGUCCUAUUGGGAUGAAGUGGAAUGGUUGAGAUAAUGAGGGAGGAAGAGCGACGGCGAGUCUCUCCCACGACGCAGGACCUCUAAGGCACUGAAGAGGUAGAGUUGGUUGACAACGUAGGUUUUUGGACUAAAUAAAAGAUGUUGGUGUCUAUAGCUGUGGUGUAUGCGCUGAAGAAGGAGCAUGUUAGAGAAGAUACGGUUCUUUAUUAGCCUUACUUAGGAAACGGAGAUGGUGAAUGGUGAAGGGCGUAUGUUGAUGAAAGUGCUGGCUUGAGUAGGUAUCAAGAGAUCAUUCCUACUCUUUCAAAAGCAUCAGCUUAUGCUUAGAGCUUUUGCUUUACAGGAUGCCGUACUAUAG
Messenger RNA from Mytilinidion resinicola, 948 nucleotides. RefSeq lists its product as uncharacterized. The transcript has a single exon. The coding region runs from base 29 to 619 and encodes 196 amino acids. The record is from RefSeq and is a predicted model, not a curated record. NCBI's taxonomy places the organism in Eukaryota, Fungi, Ascomycota, Dothideomycetes, Mytilinidiales, Mytilinidiaceae.